AUGUUAAUUGGCAUCACAGGCACAUUAUAUUCGGGCAAAUCAGAAGUGGCGGCAUUUCUUGUUAAUGAAUAUGGGUUUAAGUAUAUUACGGUGGACGGAACGCCGGCUGAAACCCAUCUUCAAAUAUUCAAAAGAUUCGACAAGGAAUCAGAAUUGAUAGACUUUGUGACGAAGAACUGGUACGGUAAAUUUGUCCUCACAUGCAUUACAAACAACGAGUUUCUCCAAGCGCUCUUAAAACGGCCCUUUUUUCUCCAUGUGGCUAUAGACGCGUCACUAACCAACCGAUUCAAAAGACUUCGAAAAACGGACGCGAACAUCACCUUGGAACAAUUUGCACUGCGAUCAGACGAAUAUAAAUUUGGUAACAAUGGCGAGAUGUUGCGGAUCCUUGACCAGUCGGAAAUACGCAUCAUCAAUGAUGGGCACACGGUUGAGGAGUUCCACGAUAGACUUCGGAGUCUGAAUCUUCUGAACCAGGAACGGCUCAGACCCUCCUGGGACGCAUAUUUCAUGAGACUGGCAGAUCUAGCUGCGCUGAGAUCUAAUUGCAUGAAACGCAGAGUCGGCUGUGUGCUAGUCAGAGAUAGCAGGAUUCUGGCAACAGGUUACAACGGCACUCCACGUAACGUCAAGAACUGCAAUCAGGGGGGCUGUCCAAGAUGUAAUGCGGGAGAUUCAUGUGGAGUCAGCUUGUCGACAUGUUUGUGUCUGCACGCGGAAGAGAAUGCCAUCUUGGAGGCAGGUAGAGACAGAAUAGGAAAAAGCGCUGUACUGUACUGCAAUACCUGUCCAUGUCUCACAUGCUCUAUAAAAAUUGUUCAGAGCGGCAUUGAAGAAGUGGUUUAUUCCCAGAGCUAUUCCAUGGAUGAGCUGAGCUCCAAGGUAUUCCAGGAGGCAGGCAUCAAGCUUCGACAAUACAUCUUGCCCCUCAACGGAGUCGUCAUUUUAUAG
Messenger RNA from Ogataea angusta, 954 nucleotides. RefSeq lists its product as uncharacterized. The record is from RefSeq and is a predicted model, not a curated record. Lineage: Eukaryota; Fungi; Ascomycota; Pichiomycetes; Pichiales; Pichiaceae. Gene Ontology annotation, molecular function: hydrolase activity; zinc ion binding. The transcript has a single exon. The coding region runs from base 1 to 954 and encodes 317 amino acids.